AUGGGUCAGUUUCUUCCUAAACGUGGAGAUGAGCAUUGGAGCAAAGGCCAGCUGCUAAUCACAACGCAGGAUUGUUCCUGUAUCCCUCCUGAGAGUCCAUUCACCUCCCACCUUUCCAUAAGCAAAGGCAUGAACGACACUGACGCUACCGACCUUCUCUUCGAGCUCACUGGAAUCACAGACGAUGGUAUGGGGAAAAAGGUAGCAGGCGCUUUGGAUUACCAGCCACUUGCACUAGCCAGCGCAGGAAUCUACGUGGGAAAGGUACGAAAAACCAAUCCAGACUUUGGCUGGGAAGGGUACUUGAAAAAACUAGAAAAAGGGAAGCGUGAACGUACUGAAGAAGAACUUACCAAAGUAAACAAUAUCUACCGGGACUCUAUGACAGAAGCGAUUAGGAUAGCCGUUAAAGCGGAAAUUGAUUCUAAUAGAAUAAUGAAACAUGCUUUCACUUUUCUUGCUUUUUGUGCACCAGAGCCAGUAAGGCUUCACUUGUUGACCACUUACGUUGCAAAUGCUGUCGGAGAGUUGGAUCAAGAGGAAAUAGGCAUUCAGAUCCAAGGGUCCUCCUUACUAUUAAUCGAAAAUGAGGAUGAUGUCAACAUUCGUUUACAUAAUGUAGUACACACUAUAGUCAAGAAUUUAGUUAAAGAAGAAAUGCACCAAGCUGAUGAACAUAUCCGAGUUGUUUGUGUUGCGGUGAAAUCAUUUAGCAAGUUUAUAAACGAAGCAAUACCAAAGAUCCUGCAAAGUGAAGAUUCUGUGUGUGAUACUAGGCAUAUUGUUCCACACUUGAGAACUCUAACUGCCGAAACUAAAAAUGUUUUCUUUACUACAGAGAAAUUCGGUUUUAUCAAAAUCACUAUUGAAGAUUUAUGUAUAACUGUGUAUGACUUUCUCGCGCUUGGUCAUGUUUGCCAUUCCAAUAGUGAGUACCAAUCAGCAAUGGACUAUUUCAGUAUAGCUUUAAAACUCAGCGAAGACAAAGAGAACAAGACACUGACCGAUCACUUAGAAGAGGCGGCAGUAAACCAGAACAUGGGUGUCCUACAUCUCAACUUGGGUGACCAUCAAAAGGCUAAGGAGUAUUAUGAACAUGCCCUGUCCAUACAAUUGAAAAAGCUUGUACCCGACCAUGUUGACGUCGCAUUUACGUACCAUAACAUGGGUGCCCUACAUAAAGACUUGGGUGACCAUCGACAGGCCAAGGAGUAUUAUGAACGUGCCCUGUCCAUACGACUGAAAAAGCUUGGACCCGACCAUGUUGACGUCGCAUUUACGUACCAUAACAUGGGUGCCCUACAUAAAGACUUGGGUGACCAUCAACAGGCCAAGGAGUAUUAUGAACGUGCCCUGUUCAUACAAUUGAAAAAGCUUGGACCCGACCAUGUUGACGUCGCAUUUACGUACCAUAACAUGGGUACCCUACAUCGCGACUUGGGUGACCAUCAACAGGCUAAGGAGUAUUAUGAACGUGCCCUGUCCAUACAAGUGAAAAAGCUUGGACCCGACCAUGUUUACGUCGCAAAAACUUACCUCAACAUAGGUACCCUACAUCACGACUUGGGUGACCAUCCACAGGCUAAGGAGAAUUAUGAGCGUGCCCUGUCCAUACGCCUGAAAAAGCUUGGACCCGACCAUGUUGAUGUCGCGAAAACUUACCUCAACAUGGGAAACCUACAUCACGACUUGGGUGACCAUCAACAGGCUAAGGAGUAUUAUGAACGUGCCCUGUCCAUACAAUUGAAAAAGCUUGGACCCGACCAUGUUGACGUCGCACUUACGUACCAUAACAUGGGUAACCUACAUUUAUACUUGGGUGACCAUCAACAGGCUAAGGAGUAUUAUGAACGUGCCCUGUCCAAACAAUUGAAAAAGCUUGGAACCGAACAUGUUUACGUCGCAACAACUUACCUCAACAUGGGUAACCUACAUCACGACUUGGGUGACCAUCAUCAGGCUAAGGAGUAUUAUGAACGUGCCCUGUUCAUACAAUUGAAAAAGCUUGGACCCGACCAUGUUGACGUCGCACCUACGUACCAUAACAUGGGUACCCUACAUGGAGACUUGGGUGACCAUCAACAGGCUAAGGAGUAUUACGAACAUGCCCUGUCCAUACAAUUGAAAAAGCUUGGACCCGACCAUGUUGACGUCGCACUUACGUACCAUAACAUGGGUACCCUACAUAAAGACUUGGGUAACCAUCAACAGGCUAAGGAGUAUUAUGAACUUGCCCUGUCCAUACAACUGAAAAAGCUUGGACCUGACCAUGUU
Messenger RNA from Porites evermanni, 2274 nucleotides. NCBI's taxonomy places the organism in Eukaryota, Metazoa, Cnidaria, Anthozoa, Scleractinia, Poritidae. The record is from the annotation of a GenBank genome assembly.